Messenger RNA from Grammomys surdaster, 6388 nucleotides. It is a transcript of the gene Usp54, whose product is annotated as ubiquitin specific peptidase 54. Gene Ontology annotation, biological process: protein deubiquitination. Gene Ontology annotation, molecular function: cysteine-type deubiquitinase activity. The transcript is spliced from 21 exons. Bases 475 to 5412 code for a protein of 1645 amino acids. NCBI's taxonomy places the organism in Eukaryota, Metazoa, Chordata, Mammalia, Rodentia, Muridae. The record is from RefSeq and is a predicted model, not a curated record.
GUUCCCGCCUCUCCCUCCAGUCUUCAGUCCACAAGAAGCAUUGUAAAGCAGGUUGAAGAACAAGCUUGACUUGGUCCUGGAUACUGUUGACUUGAAGAUUCCAUCUGUUUCACCAGGACUUUAGGGAGGCAGUUUCAGCAGUAUAGAAGGAAGCAGUACUUAAGGACUUCUCUGUACUGGUCAUGUGCCAAGUUACAUUUUGAACAGUGGGGCAGGUGAAGGACAGCUUUGGCACCUGGAUCUAAGGAGAAACCUGAAUUCCCUGAGUUUACAGAUGUGAUGUUUGGGAAGCUAUAAACUCAGCCUUUCAACCUGAACAAUUUUCUGGAUUCUUUCUUUCUUUCUUUCUUUCUUUCUUUCUUUCUUUCUUUCUUUCUUUCUUUCUUUCUUUUUUUGACUUAAAAAAACACAGGUUCCUUGGGAAAAAGAUAUAAAGCCCCCCUUUCCCCUCACUUUGAGCUAAUGUGAACAAUAAUGUCUUGGAAAAGAAAUUACUUUUCUGGAAGUCGAGGUAGCGUUCAAGGAAUGUUUGCACCUCGGAGCUCAAUGUCUAUUGCCCCCAGCAAAGGCCUCAGCAAUGAGCCAGGGCAGAACAGCUGCUUCCUCAACAGCGCCCUGCAGGUUUUGUGGCACUUGGACAUCUUCCGCCGUAGCUUUCGGCAGCUUACAACUCACAAGUGCAUGGGUGAUUCCUGCAUCUUCUGUGCUCUCAAGGGCAUCUUCAACCAGUUUCAGUGUAGUAGUGAAAAAGUGCUUCCUUCUGACACUCUCCGCAGUGCUCUGGCCAAGACUUUCCAGGAUGAGCAACGGUUCCAGCUGGGGAUUAUGGAUGAUGCUGCCGAAUGCUUUGAAAACCUCCUGAUGAGAAUUCACUUCCAUAUUGCGGACGAAACCAAAGAGGAUAUAUGUACUGCCCAACACUGCAUUUCCCACCAGAAAUUUGCAAUGACAUUGUUUGAGCAGUGUGUAUGUACUAGCUGUGGCGCCACUUCUGACCCACUGCCUUUCAUCCAGAUGGUGCAUUACAUCUCUACUACUUCCCUUUGUAACCAGGCUAUUUGUAUGCUGGAAAAGCGAGAGAAACCUUCACCAAGUAUGUUUGGUGAGCUACUUCAGAAUGCCAGCACCAUGGGGGACCUGCGGAACUGUCCGAGCAACUGUGGAGAGAGAAUCCGGAUCCGCCGUGUGUUGAUGAAUGCACCACAGAUUAUCACAAUUGGGCUGGUUUGGGACUCAGACCACUCAGACUUGGCAGAGGAUGUCAUUCACAGUCUGGGCACCUGCCUUAAGCUGGGUGAUCUGUUUUUCAGAGUGACAGAUGACCGGGCCAAGCAGUCUGAACUAUACUUAGUAGGAAUGAUCUGUUACUAUGGCAAGCAUUACUCUACAUUCUUUUUUCAAACAAAGAUCCGAAAAUGGAUGUAUUUUGAUGAUGCUCAUGUCAAGGAGAUUGGUCCAAAGUGGAAGGAUGUGGUCACCAAAUGCAUUAAAGGGCAUUAUCAGCCCUUGCUGCUGCUCUAUGCAGAUCCCCAGGGUACUCCAGUGUCUGCCCAGGACCUGCCUCCCCACGCUCAGUUCCUGUCAUACACCAAGACAUGCUACGAUAGUGAAGACUCAGGGAGGGAGCCUUCCAUCUCAAGUGACACUCGAACAGAUUCCUCAACGGAGAGCUAUCUCUACAAACAUUCUCACCAUGAGUCUGUGGUCAGUCACUUCUCUUCCGAUUCUCAGGGGACAGUCAUCUAUAAUGUGGAGAAUGACUCCAUGUCUCAGAGCAGUCGGGACACAGGACACCUGACUGAUAGUGAAUGUAAUCAGAAACACACAUCGAAGAAAGGGUCCCUGGUAGAUCGAAGGAGGAGCUCUGGCCGUGUUCGGAGGAAAGGCGAAGAGCCACAGGCUUCAGGGUACCACAGUGAAGGAGAAACACUGAAAGAGAAACAGGCUCCUAGGAAUGCCUCCAAAUCCAGCAGCACCAGCAGGCUAAAGGAUUUCAAAGAGACAGUCAGCAAUAUGAUCCACAGCAGGCCUUCCUUGGCUUCUCAGACCAAUGCAGGAUCUCCUUGUGUAGGCAGGGCAGGAGACCAGCCAGACAAGACACCACCAAGACACCUACCUUUACACUCUCGGGGCUGGGAAACGGAGAGUACCAGUAGUGAGGCAAAAUCCAGUUCUUCCAGCAAGUACCGCCCAACAUGGAGACCUAAACGAGAAUCUCUGAAUAUCGACAGCAUUUUUAGUAAGGACAAAAGGAAGCAUUGUGGCUACACCCAGCUUAGGACCUUUCCUGAAGAAGCAGCUAAAGAAUUUACACCAGAUGAAGUAAACAAGCCAACUACUAACAACAUUAAAGAUGGUGGACCAAGCUUACAGCAUAAAUUCUGGGGAACAACCCGACCAGGCCCUCAUCUAUUAGAGCAGCAUCCUCGUCUAAUCCAGCGGAUGGAAUCUGGCUAUGAGAGCAGCGAGAGGAACAGCAGCAGCCCUGUCAGUUUGGAUGCUGCCCCGCCUGAGAGCUUGAAUGUGUACAGGGAUCAAAGCACAAAAAAACCUGUUGGGUUUGUCCCUUCUUGGCGUCAUAUUCCAAAGUCUCACAGUAGUGGCAUCCUGGAGGUAGACUCUACAGCACCCAUGACCGGCUGGACAAAGACUCAACCUCUCUCAGCUGGGGAGAUCACCUCUAAAAGUGAGUUGGAUGAACUACAGGAAGAAGUGGCGAGGAGGGCUCAGGAACAGGAACUUCGGAAGAAACGGGAGAAGGAAUCAGAGGCUGCUAAAGGGUUUAAUCCUCAUCCCAGCCGAUACAUGGACUUGGAUGAACUACAGAGUCAGGGGAGGAGUGACGGCUUUGAAAGGUCCUUGCAAGAGGCAAAUUCAAUAUUUGAAGAGUCGCUGCAUCUGGAACAAAAGGGAGACUGUGCUGCAGCUCUGGCUCUUUGUAACGAAGCUAUCUCUAAACUAAGACUUACCCUGCAUGAUGCCAGCUCUAGCACGCACAGCAGAGCCCUAGUCGAUAAGAAGUUGCAAAUCAGUAUUCGAAAAGCACGAAGCCUGCAGGAUCGCAUGCAGCAACAGCCAUCAUCGCAGCAGCCGGUGCAGCCCUCAGCCUCUCUCCCAUCACAGGGGGGCACCUUCCCUCAGCCAAAAAGUGAACAGCCUAUCCCGCUCCAAGUAUUGUUAAGCCAGGAAGCACAGCUGGAACGCCACAAGGAUACAGAGCUUGGGGCCACUCCCUCUUUGUUCCACUCACCUGCUUCCUGCCCUGAGUUACACUCAUCACUCAUCCCACAGUCACCUGCUUCAUCUGUUCCACAGCACAGUCCCCCUAGGAGAUCUCCCUUGAAGCUUCUGACGUCUUUUGAGGUGGACAAGGUCAAUCACUCUGAAUUCCACAGGCAGGACUUACCUAAAGCAACAGGUAGAAUGGAGAUGAAUUCUCAACAUGAAUGCCUGCCAUUCGAUGCUCUUGAAGAUGGGCUCCAAGGCUGCAGGGAGGACUUGGGCUGUUGCAGCAAAUUCCCACCACAAGAAGGCAGAGUCAUAGCUCAAGACCAGCUGUUCGAAGAAAAAAAUAAUCCUGUUGAUAUAUCCAUGGGGAUGCCUUGGUCACAGUCAACAGGAGAAGCCACUUCUGAGAGAGUUAAAUAUAGCCUAAAUAGUCCUUCAAGUUCAUCAGCUCAGCCUAGCAUUCCCCCUUACAGUGUCUGCAGCCCCAUAAUGUCUGCUGCUGCUUCACCUGUGCUUCAUGCUACUGACCCCAUGCAGAAACUUAACCAACAUCUCCAAGCCCAAAGUCUCCAAACUUCAUUGGCUUCAAAAGUGGUCAGAGGCAGUGAGGAGCCCUAUAGGCCAGAGUUUCCCAGUACAAAAGGACUUGUCCGCUCAUUGGCAGAGCAGUUCCAGAAGAUUCAGAAUACUUCCAUGAGAGAUGUUACAGGUUCCCAGGAUCAAAGUUUGCCAAAUGGUCUAAGGAAGAGCUCUUCUCCUUCUGACUUUAUGCCUCCAUUAUCCCAGGGUCCAGGAAAAGAACACUGUCACUGGGUAAAACAACCCCCUUCUCCAGAUGGCAGGGAAAGACUGCCCUGCUGGGAAGAACCUGUAGGUCAUCCUUCUCUUUCCAGGGACUCUGGGUUUCCUAAUGGUGAAACUUCGAGGAGAGGACAGCCCAGGUUGGCUGAGCCAGAUAUAUAUCAAGGAAAGCUACCCCAAGUAACAGAUAUUAGGCCCAAGGAGCUGGGUAGUAGUGUCAACCUGGGAACUCCUUUGCCUUUGGAUUCUUGGGUAAAUGUCACAAGGCUCUGUGAUUCUCAGGUUAAACACAGGGCUCCUGGGCCAGGAGUCAAGUCUUCCUCCCAUGAUUCCCAUACAUGUAUAACUUACCCAGAAAGAAAUCAUAUCCUUUUGCAUCCACACUGGAACCAAGACACAGAGCAGGAGACCUCUGAACUGGAGUCUCUUUACCAAGCCAGUCUUCAGGCCUCUUCUCAUACUGGCCAUUCUGAUUGGAGGUCACAGGAUGUGGCCUGGCAGCCACUUAGCCUAACAGGCUCUGCAGAUGGCAUGGGGAGGAGACUGCACUCAGCCCCUGGUCUUGAUCUCUCAAAGACUUCAACAGCAGAAAUGGAGCAUGUUCUUUAUGAACCGAGCACAGUGCCUGUCUCUCAGGAUUCAUCAAACGUGAGGAAAAAGACUUUGGAAACCGGGCACCAUUGUUCCAGCUCCUCUUCCCUCCCUGUCAUCCAUGAUCCUCCUGUAUUUCUCCUUGAUCCUAAACUCUACCCUCCCCAACCACAGUUCCUGUCCCCAGAUGUCCUGAUGCCCAGCAUGGCAGGGGAGCCCUAUAGACCCCCAGGAACUUCGAGGAGUGUCCAACAGUUUCUGGCUAUGUGUGACAGGGAUGAAACUCCCCAAGGGGUCAAGUACACAGGAAGGACUUUGAACUACCGAAGUCUACCUCAUCGUUCCAGAACUGAUGCUUCCUGGGGACCAGGGUCAGAGACCAACCAGCACAUUGGGGCCAGAGUCCUAACUACGCCAGCAUGCAAGCCUCAGCUAACCUACACUGCCACACUACCAGAAAGACAUCAGGGCCUUCAGGUUCCUCAUGCUCAGUCCUGGGGGAAUCUUUUCCACUCACCCUCCCAUCCUUCUGCUGUUCACCCAGAGUCCCCACCAUCCAAUAAUCUUCAUGUACCCCUUAGAUCAGUUUGGAAUUCAGGUCCUGUUCUAGGCUCCCGGACACCUGGUCCUCGAAGAAUAGAUAUGCCCCCAGAUGAUGACUGGAGACAGAGCAGUUAUCCCUCCCAGUAUAGACAUAGGAGGACAGGAGAGGAAAGAAUUAUGUUCGUUCUACCAAAUUCCACUGGCAGAGAGCAGAACAGGGUGAAAUUUUUACAGCACAGCAGGUGGUAAAGCUUAUCCUAACCUCUCCUGGAGCCACACCUUUAUAGAAUUGUACGGUGGCACAGUGAUACUUGGCAUCCUGCCAGUUAUGCUGGUCUCAUCUCAACACAGACUUGGCCAUUUCAGUCCAGGCAUCAUAUGCCUGUUAAUCCCAGCAGUUGGGAGGUAGAGGCUGGAGAAUUAGCAUUUCAAGGCCAGAGACUCUGGGGUAAAAAGAGACCGUGGAUUUUGUUUGUUUGUUUUUAGAAGAACGGAACCAUCACAACAAAAAAAAGACAUUGAUUUUUCCUAAAGAUGUUUGCUUCUUUGAAAGGGAAUAUUUGAAAUUCCAGCUUUAGAGUUGGGGAUGUAGCUCAAUUGGCAGAGUGUUUUCCUAACAUGCACAUAACCCAUGGUUAUAUCCUUAGCAGUGUGUGAAACUGGGUAUGAUGGUGCACAACUGUCAUCCUAGCACUUGGGAGAUGGAGGGAGGAGCAUCAGAAGUUCAGGUUCCUUCUUGGCUACAUAGCAAGUUCUAGGCUAGUCUGGGCUACUUUAUUUCUGGUUACUUUAAGCCCCCAUCUCCAUCAGAGCCCUCGUCUUCUGGUCCUAUAUUCCCAACUUAUACUCUUUGUUUAUCCACCUGUCCAUAUUACCUAACUUCCCUAUCCCCUAUCAAUGGAGAGGGGUAUCUAUCCCUGUAGUCAGUAUUCUGAUCACGUCCUUAAGGGAAGCCCAGCUGCCCAGGUAUUAUGGCCUGUCAGCCUUCCUUGUGACUCAGACUUUAGGCCUAGAAUGUGGAGCUGCCAAUAUAGUAUUUGCUCUUCUGAAGAGAUGGAGUUGGGCACACUAACACACCCUCCUGUCCUCAGCAGCAGAGCCAUUACUGCCACUUGCUCAGUCACCGUUGUAAACUGUCAAGAGUCAGCUAAACUAUUUUAGGGCAAAGCAUACUGUUUUUGUAAAGUAUUUUUCAUUAAUAAAUCUAUAAGAUAGUUGUAUUUAA